This is a messenger RNA of Rhineura floridana, 2791 nucleotides long. RefSeq names its product MINDY lysine 48 deubiquitinase 3 (gene MINDY3). Bases 433 to 1770 code for a protein of 445 amino acids. Gene Ontology annotation, molecular function: K48-linked deubiquitinase activity; cysteine-type deubiquitinase activity. The record is from RefSeq and is a predicted model, not a curated record. Gene Ontology annotation, biological process: protein K48-linked deubiquitination. The transcript has 16 exons. NCBI's taxonomy places the organism in Eukaryota, Metazoa, Chordata, Lepidosauria, Squamata, Rhineuridae.
CGUGUUCUGCUCCCUGAAUCCAGAAAGGCGGGGAGAAGAGCCCUUGCUUUGCUGCCUCUGAUUUGAUCGGGCAUUUGUAUGUCAGUGGCUGCUCCAAUGAAAACCACCCGUAGUGCCCAACCCCGCCAUUCAGUAUUAUUACUGAGCUCAGGGGACGGAAGGGAGCGAGCGACUCAGAGAGACAGGGGUGAGGGGAGAAGAGCGGAAAGGCGGGCCUGGCAGCCCAGAGUGUGAGGAGGAGCCGCCGCCGUUUGAGAUCACCUCGCCCCGGCCGCCGGUUUUCCGCCUCCCGCACCUGCCCAUGUUCAGGGAAAACCGGUUCGCAGCCGCCUCUCAUCCGCCGCUGCCGCCCGUCUGCCGCCGCUGCCUUUCCACCACCGGGAGUGGCCUCCCCAGCCGCCCGGCCCGAGAGCCGCCCCCGCUGACGCCGCCAUGGCUGAGUUGGGGCAGGAGGUCGUCCACCUGGUGUGGGGCAAGAAGCCCACCUCGCAGGGCCUCGCAGAUACCAUCUUCUGCCGCUGGGCGCAAGGGUUUGUAUUUAGUGAAUCGGAAUCUACUGCAUUAGAACAAUUUGAAGGAGGCCCUUGUGCUGUGAUUGCACCCAUUCAGGCAUUCCUUCUGAAGAAGCUUUUUACUUGUGAAAAAUCUACCUGGAGACAAUGUCAAGAGGAAGAGCAGAAGAAUCUCCUCUGUCAUACCUUAACUGAAAUUUUGGAACUGGCUUGCUCUGAUCAUUCAGAAUCAUACUGUUUGGUAACAUGGCAAAGAGGAAAGUCUGCUGAAGAAACUGCUAGUAUUUCUGAGAGUCCAGCUGAGUCAAGCCAUCAAGAAGAUCAGCCUUCUGCCUUGGCUGUCGAAGAGCUUGGCUUUGAGCGAUUUCAUUCAUUAAUUCACAAGCAAUCGUUCACAACCUUUCCUGAUUUCAAAGAAGCAGUUUGGAAUCAGCAUUCAGUCUGGACAAACAAAUUUGGAGUAUUGCUUUUUCUGUAUUCUGUGAUACUGACAAAGGGCAUUGAAAAUAUAAAAAAUGAAAUUGAAGAUUCAACUGAGCCGUUGAUAGACCCAGUUUACGGUCAUGGAAGCCAAAGCUUAAUUAACCUCCUGUUGACGGGGCAUGCUGUAUCUAACGUUUGGGAUGGAGACAGGGAAUGCUCAGGAAUGAAGCUACUUGGAAUACAUAAACAAGCCACUGUUGGUUUUUUAACACUUAUGGAAUCUCUAAGAUACUGUAAGGUUGGCUCCUAUUUGAAGUCCCCAAAGUUCCCUAUUUGGAUACUUGGCAGUGAAACUCAUCUCACAGUCUUUUUUGCCAAGGAUUUAGCUCUGGUUGCUCCUGAAGCUCCCUCAGAACAAGCCAGACGAGUCUUUCAAACAUACGACCCUGAAGAUAAUGGUUUUAUACCAGACACUCUUCUAGAAGAUGUAAUGAAGGCUUUGGACCUUGUAUCAGAUCCUGAAUAUGUAAAUCUCAUGAAGACAAAAUUAGAUCCAGAAGGACUAGGAAUCAUACUACUAGGUCCCUUUCUUCAAGAAUUUUUCCCUGAACAGGAGUCCAAGGUUCAAGAAUCAUUUACUGUAUACCACUACAAUGGAUUGAAGCAAUCUAAUUAUAAUGAAAAGGUCAUGUAUGUUGAAGGUACAGCAGUAAUUAUGGGCUUUGAAGACCCCAUGCUACAGACUGAUGAUACUCCAAUCAAGCGCUGUUUGCAGACAAAAUGGCCAUACAUAGAACUACUCUGGACCACAGAUCGAUCCCCUUCAUUAAAUUGAUGUGGAGAAGAGACCUUACACUAAUAAUAUCCAGUAUAUUGAAUGAGGCAGCUGCCUGUAUUUAAAAAAAAACAAACAAACUAUGCUUUGACUCUGUGGCUAUACACUGGUGUCACUGAGAAAAUGUAAAACACUUUUCAGUGUUAAUUAGAAUAUUUAAUUUUUAAAAAAAAAAUUGGAUUGAUUUGUAUUAUACCAGCUAGUUUCUCUUUGGCCAUCAUAGUGCAGUCAAUGUGAGUUCUCACCCAGAAGCCUUCUUGUUGAGCCUAAAAAUAACCUCGGAAUGGUCUAGUGGUACAAUAUCUGCAAAUUAGAUGAAAUUUGUCUUAAAUAUCAUAGUAUUCACCUGUACGUACACUUGUUUGGCCAUAUGUUUUACUUGGAUUAUUCUGUUUUAGGGCACAACCCAUCUGGGAAUUCUCAUACACAAGCCCUACAAAAAUGAAUGAGGGCUGCGCAAGAGCAUAGUAGCUCUUGCACAGUUCCCAGGGUUUGCACAGGGGAGCUGUUGGGUGGGUUGUGGCAUAUACCACAGUAUCACAGCUUUGGGACUAGAAUGGCAUUUGCACUGAAUAUGUUUAGAUGAGUUAAAUUUCAGCUGUUUUCUUCUAGAAAUCUUAACUCUCAUCUACAUAGCUUUGCACAAACAGCAAAAAUGAUGGCUUUUUUAAGGCUAAUUAUAAAUGAUAAACACUAUUUAUUGGAAGAUACUGUUCCCAGGGUUUAUCUGUUUGGCACAUUGAGAGUCAAAGCAGGAUUUAAGAAAAAUAGAAUAUUAAUAAUAUUCAUUGUUGUAUAAAGGAAAUGUAAAAAACCCCUAACAGCAGAGAGAUUUUGUGCUAUGAUUUUUGAAGCUGUUCAUGUUAUUAUUGCCAAAUACCUCUUCUCAACAUGUCCUAACAAAAGCAUAAGCCAGCACUAUUGUACUUGUUACAUGCAUGAAAACAUCUGUUAUUCCAGUAGUAUAGUCCAUUAUUUAUUAUCUAACAGGGCGUAAAUAAAAAAUCUACCCAAAUAGUGA